CCGACGAACAGUUGGCCAGUCUGCCCCCGGAUCCCGAACAGUCAAGUGUCCCAACAAGUGAGUGCCACAGAGACGAGGAACCUGUUGAACUAUCCAAUAUCAAUAUGAACAGAUUGAUAGCGGGAGGCUGGCUGUUCGUCGGCCUUUUUCAAGCCCUCACCUCAAUACAGUACACGGGCUUCGAUCCUUCUUUUGAUCCUUCACAAUGCGCUCUCGUCCUUAAUCAGGAUUCUGAUGCAAACCUGCUCGCCGGCGUUUUCCCUUACGCUGGGACGCAGACAUGCAUCACGUACGACGCGGUCAACCAGGCCUACCUCGACGCUCGCAAACGGAUCCAAGUCACAGUACCGGAAGGGGACAAUUGGAAAACCGAAGACAUAUCAGCGGUUGGCGAACUGCUUCUAGACAUUUCAACCCAGCUUGCGAAAACGUACGGAAUGAGCCUGGACGACAUCGAAAAGGGGCUGCCCUUGAUCGACACAUCCAAGACUUUGAUACGUGAAGUCUGCCCGUCUUACCUUGCCGAUGUCCAGUGCCACGCCGGCAAGUACAGGAGACACGACGGACUCUGCAACAAUUUUGAAAAUCCCACAUGGGGUGCAACCAACACUCCGUUCACCAGACUGUUGCCACCACAGUUCGCCGACUGGAUGACUCACCCUAGGCAAUCAGUUCUCGGUUCGCAGCUUCCUCUGCCUCGUAUUGUUUCCAGGACCAUCCAUCCUGACGAAGGAUUCCACGAUCACGCGGGAACCGUCAUGGUAGUUGCUUGGGGACAGUUUAUGGAUCACGAUUUCACUCUCACAGCCACUCCGUUGGAUCGAUUUAGUAAAAAUGAACCCGAGGAAUGCUGCAACAGGCCACCUCAUCUUAAACACCCUUACUGCAUGGACAUUGUUAUUCCGGAAGACGAUUACUUCUAUAAUAAGUUUAACGUCAAAUGUCAAGAUUUUGUGAGGUCCUUCCCUGCUCCCCGACCUGGAUGCCGACUUGGCUCAAGAACCCCCUUUAACACACUGACUGGCGUCAUCGAUGGAAACACUGUGUACGGUGUAACUGAAGAAUUUGGACGCUACCUCCGUUCUGGAUACUCCGGUCUGCUCAGGAUGAACCCUGUAUUUUCUGAAUUCGGGCUAAAAGAUUUGCUUCCUCUUAAACUCGAUUAUCCAGAUGAAGGCUGUACUAGAGCCAACAGCACAGAAUACUGUUUUGAAGCAGGGGAAAUUCGUGUUAAUGAACAGCUUGUUCUUGCAUGCAUGCAUACACUUAUGGCAAGAGAGCACAACCGGCUUGCUCGUGAAUUGGCUAAAAUAAAUCCCCACUGGGAUGACGAAACUCUCUAUCAAGAAGCCAGAAGAAUAGUUAUCGCCCAAAUCCAGCAUAUUACCUACAAUGAAUUUUUACCUAUCAUCCUUGGAAAGGAAGUCAUGGAAAAAUUUGGUCUCAUUACUGAGAAAGAAGGAUAUUGGGAUGGAUAUGAUCCGACUGUAAAUCCUAACAUUAUUGAUGCAUUUAGUGCUGCAGCUUUCCGUUUCGGUCAUUCACUCCUUCCAACAGCAGUUGAGAGAUGGAGCAAGGCGCAUAAAUUUAUUGCUUCCAAAAGGUUGUCAGAAUUAAUUCGCAGGCCGUAUGAUCUGUAUCGUGCUGGUGUCAUGGAUGAAUAUUUAAUGGGAUUGAUGAAUCAAGUCGCCCAAGCCAUGGACGAUUCCAUCACACAAGAGGUGACCAACCAUUUAUUUAAAAAACAAGGAGCUAGAUUUGGACUUGAUCUUGUCGCAUUCAACAUGCAAAGAGGAAGGGAAUUUGGAGUUCCAGGAUACAUGCAGUUUAGAAAAUUCUGCGGGCUUCCUGUAUCAGAAGAUUUUCUUGAUUUAUUCGGAACUAUGCCAAACACAACAGUUCAGAGGUACAUGCAGAUAUUCCAGCACACAAUGGAUGUCGAUUUGUGGUCAGGAGGUGUGUCUGAAAAGCCACUACCUGGCAGCAUGAUUGGGCCAACUUUUGCUUGCAUAAUUGCCACACAGAUGAGCUACCUUAGGAGAGGAGACCGAUUCUGGUAUGAAUUACCAAACCAGCCGUCAUCAUUUACACCUGAACAACUGCAAGAAAUCAGGAAGACCAAGCUAUCAAAGAUAAUCUGUGACAAUACUGACCUCAUCGAUACUAUUCAAGUUUAUCCCAUGGUGCUUCCAGACUACGAAAUCAAUCCUAGAGUGCCGUGCAGAAGUGGAAUCCUUCCUACAAUAGACCUCACUAAAUGGGCUGAUUAUGAUGUUAAUCAAGAUGUAAGUCACACUUACAUCCUCGGAAAGUAAACACAUAUAAUUUAGUCUGACUAUUGGAUGUAAAUAUUGAAAAACGAGGAAGAAAACAUCCCUUUGUAAUUCAUUUAGAGACAAAAGUGGCAUAAUUAUUUUUAUAAAUAACACAUUUUAGUGAUUGGAUUGUAUAAACUUUGUUGUUAUCAGUGUACAUAACAAGUUUGAAACGGCGUGAACUUUGCUUUUUCCAAAAAGUUAUCGCACCAUAAAAGAUUGUACAGAAAAUUUAAAAAUCAAAAAUUGCGCUGUAUAUAGUAAACAGUGUAAUCAAACGUGUAAAUCAAUGGUAUUUACCUAAAAUUGUAUUAUAAUUAAAGCAAACAAUUUUUUUUCUUCGAGUGUUUGUGGACAAAACAAUUUAUU
Molecule: messenger RNA, 2684 nt
Organism: Cimex lectularius (bed bug)
Lineage: Eukaryota; Metazoa; Arthropoda; Insecta; Hemiptera; Cimicidae
Product: chorion peroxidase
Exons: 16
Coding region: 105-2315 (736 amino acids)
Biological process (GO): response to oxidative stress
Molecular function (GO): heme binding; peroxidase activity
Source: RefSeq, a predicted model, not a curated record